AUGGAUAAUAAACGUAAGUCCGUGGCGAAUGGUGUAUCAGUAUUAGUAUAAUUUGUAAAUACAGAAACAUACGUCAAGUAUAUGUAGAGUAUUAAAAUAAAAUUGAUAAAUAAUUUAAACAGUGAACUGUAUAGAAUAAUUUCUUGUAAAAAAUGAUACAUAGCCUUUUUAUUAUCAAUUCAUCAGGAGAUGUUUUCAUGGAAAAGCAUUGGAAAAGUGCAGUGGCACGGUCAUUGUGUGACUAUUUCUUUGAUCAACAGCGAAGAGUUUUAUCUCCUGAAGAUACACCACCUGUAAUAGCUACUCCUCAUCAUUAUCUCAUUAGUAUAUAUCGUUGUAAUAUGUUUUUUGUUGCAGUAUGUAUGACAGAAGUUCCACCAUUAUUCGUUAUAGAAUUUUUACAUAGAGUAGUGGAUACUUUUGAGGACUAUUUCAGUGAAUGUACAGAAACUAUCAUAAAAGAAAACUAUGUGGUUGUUUAUGAACUACUGGAUGAAAUGUUGGAUAAUGGCUUCCCAUUAGCUACAGAAUCUAAUAUUUUGAAGGAACUUAUUAAACCACCAAAUAUAUUAAGAACUAUUGCAAACACUGUAACAGGAAAAUCUAACGUUAGUGCAACAUUGCCAAGUGGACAAUUGUCUAAUGUUCCUUGGAGACGUACUGGUGUUAAAUAUACAAAUAAUGAAGCAUAUUUUGAUGUUGUGGAAGAAGUUGACGCUAUUAUUGACAGAACUGGUGCAACUGUAUUUGCAGAAAUUCAAGGAUAUAUUGACUGUUGUAUAAAAUUGAGUGGUAUGCCAGAUUUAACACUUUCUUUUAUGAAUCCCAGAUUAUUUGAUGAUGUCAGUUUUCAUCCUUGUGUUAGAUUUAAAAGAUGGGAGUCAGAACGUAUACUUUCCUUUAUUCCGCCAGAUGGAAAUUUUCGUCUUCUCUCUUAUCACAUAGGAUCACAAAGUAUUGUGGCAAUUCCAAUAUAUGUAAGACAUAAUAUUAGUCUCAAGGAAUUAGGUGGUGGCAGAUUAGACAUAACUGUUGGGCCAAAGCAAACUAUUGGUAGAACUGUCGAAAAUGUCACAUUAGAAAUUCCUAUGCCAAAAAUAGUUUUAAAUUGUACAUUAACUCCAAAUCAAGGAAAGUACUCAUUUGAUCCUGUUAGCAAAAUACUAUUAUGGGAUAUUGGAAGAAUAGAUGUUUCUAAAUUACCAAAUCUGAGAGGCUCGAUUACUAUUCAGAACUCUGCCAGUGUAAUGGAAUCUAAUCCUGCAAUUAAUGUUCAUUUUACAAUCAAUCAAUUGGCAGUUUCUGGUUUAAAAGUUAAUCGAUUGGACAUGUAUGGAGAAAAAUAUAAACCAUUCAAAGGUGUUAAAUAUAUUACCAAAGCUGGAAAAUUCCAAAUUAGGAUGUAAAUAAAAAUAAUGUAAAAUGAUAUAAACUGUUUCUUAUAUUAAUCAUAAAACUAAUUUCAAGAG
Molecule: messenger RNA, 1469 nt
Organism: Frieseomelitta varia
Lineage: Eukaryota; Metazoa; Arthropoda; Insecta; Hymenoptera; Apidae
Gene: carmine
Product: AP-3 complex subunit mu-1
Exons: 9
Coding region: 153-1406 (417 amino acids)
Biological process (GO): intracellular protein transport; endocytosis
Cellular component (GO): clathrin adaptor complex; cytoplasmic vesicle
Source: RefSeq, a predicted model, not a curated record